GGCUCUAACAUUCUACGUUGCCGUGUCAAACAUAGCAAGCCUUGAUUUAACUGCCAUUUCCACUACCACAAAAAAUCCCAGCUCCAGAAAGACAUAUCUAAUCUGCCAGAAAUCUGCAGGAUGUUUCCGACGAUAAUUGGAAUAUUGAGUACCUCCGAUGGUUAUGUUACUUUCGAUAAAAUUGUUGAAAAAUUGAAGAGUAGAUUUUCUGAGCUAGCUACAAAAUCAUCCAAUCUCGAAAGCGACAUAUCCGAAUCUCUCGAUCGCGGCUGCAAACUUGGACUCAUCAGUAGUUCCUCUGGAAGUUUCAAGCUGGCCUUUGAUCCUAACAAUUCAGGAGGUGGAAAUUUUUCAUCUGCAUUGCAAGCAGUGAUGCAUGAACUGGGAUCAAUCAAAACAUCUCAACAGAGGAAUAUCUUAACUCAACAAAGCUCCUCUGCUACACCUUCGGCAGCGGAACUUCAAGACGCUCCAAAUUUAUCACGUGCCACCCGUCGCAAGUUCACUCCCAUACUGAACAGUCUCUGGAACAAAACUGUUGAUUGCGGCCCUGGUUGGAGUCGACGGCCCCUAGCUCAGCGCCAAGCCAUUGCAAUCCAACGACGUCAGGCUGCACAAGAGAAGGCACGACAGCGACUGCGCGCUGCUAGGUCGCAAAGAAAGUCGCGAUCCCGGUCUAGGUCGCGGUCCAGGACACGCGCAAGGUCCCGUUCCAGCCAGAGGACCUCUCGUUCCCGAAGCCGAUCUCGGUCAACUCGUCGGACUCGGGUCCGAUCUCGAAGCGGAAAAUGUUGAUGUAGAACAUAUUUUAUUUCAAAAUUUUAAAUUGUAAUAAAAAA
Aedes albopictus (Asian tiger mosquito) is the source of this 839-nucleotide messenger RNA. Its product is annotated as arginine/serine-rich coiled-coil protein 2-like. NCBI's taxonomy places the organism in Eukaryota, Metazoa, Arthropoda, Insecta, Diptera, Culicidae. The transcript has 2 exons. Bases 121 to 795 code for a protein of 224 amino acids. The record is from RefSeq and is a predicted model, not a curated record.